AAAACAUUUUUCUCCGUGUAAUAAAAUUCGCGGGGAUUGGUAGUACUGCAAGAAGAAGCAGGUGCUAUUUGUUCUCUGGGUUUUUAUAUCGUUCUCCGCAGCCCUAAAUUGCGAUGCAAACCGGCUUAUUAUAAACAAAAGAUAUGGAAAACCACGUCGAUCCGGAGCCUUUGCCUUUCUCCAGGCACGCCAAGAACCUUCUGCGGUUUCUGAAUCUCCUGCCAGCGCGGAUGGCCUCGCAUGACAACACCCGGAGCACCAUUGUGUUCUUCGCUGUCUCUGGUCUGGAUGUUCUGAACUCCUUGCAUUUAAUUCAACCCUACUUGCGGCAGGACCUCAUCGACUGGAUCUACGGGGGCCUGGUGGUGCCACGCGACAACGAGAAACGCUGCGGCGGCUUCAUGGGAUGUCGCGCCAUGGUUCCAAAAACAGAAGAUGCUGCUCUUUUGGAGUGCAUGCGGAAGUAUCAGUGGGGUCACUUGGCCAUGACCUACACCAGCAUUGCCGUGCUCGUCACCCUGGGUGAUGAUUUAUCCGGCCUGGACCGCAAGAGCAUCGUCGACGGAGUGGCUGCCGUACAAAAGAAGGAAGGCAGCUUCGGAGCCUGCAUCGACGGUAGCGAGGAUGAUAUGCGAUUCGUUUACUGCGCCGCCACCAUCUGCUACAUGCUCGACUAUUGGGGUGAUGUGGAUAAGGAGGCCAUGUUUCAGUUCAUCAUGCGGAGCCUGAGGUAUGAUUACGGUUUCAGUCAGGAGCUGGAGGGCGAGGCCCACGGCGGCACCACUUUUUGUGCUCUGGCGGCUUUGCAACUCAGCGGCCAACUGCAACGUCUGGAUUCUACGACAGUGGAGCGGAUAAAGCGGUGGCUUAUUUUCCGCCAAAUGGACGGCUUCCAGGGCCGACCCAACAAGCCUGUCGACACUUGCUAUUCCUUCUGGAUCGGGGCUUCGUUGUGUAUCCUAGAUGCUUUUGAAGUGACCGACUAUGCUAAGAACCGAGAGUACAUCCUAAGCACACAAGAUAAAUUAAUCGGCGGGUUUUCGAAGUGGCCCCAGGGCAACCCCGAUCCGUUUCAUACGUACCUGGGCCUUUGUGGUUUGUCUUUCACCGGUGAGCCAGGCUUAGGCGCUGUUCAUCCCAGUCUGAACAUGUCCAUGGCCGCCUACGCCCACCUGCAGCAUCUUCAUGAACAAUGGCGAUCUGAAAACGGAAAGGGUGAAGAAGACCACGGCCUGAGCUCCGCCGCUCAACAGCAACUAAAGCUCAAAAUGAAGGAAGGCGAUCCGAAAGCCACGACUGCUGCGACUACCUCCAAUUCGCCAUUGAUUCCGGCACAAUGAUGGGAAUCCAACGACGAAACUAACGACUUAAAGCACACUAUUGUAUUAAUAUUGGCAGCAUUUGAGCCACGUCUAGCUUUUUUACGUGUAUUUUUAUGAUGAGAUGCUUUGGCCUUUAGAGAGUGGAUGGAUAAAUAGUAAAUAUGUUUAAUGUACAGCCUUAAUUAAUGUUACACUGUAAGAGUAAGCCUAAAGCUAAAUUAAAGCGUCCCAUGCAGAAGCAUGUAUUUACAGCGAA
Molecule: messenger RNA, 1578 nt
Organism: Drosophila ananassae
Lineage: Eukaryota; Metazoa; Arthropoda; Insecta; Diptera; Drosophilidae
Gene: betaggt-I
Product: geranylgeranyl transferase type-1 subunit beta
Exons: 4
Coding region: 144-1340 (398 amino acids)
Biological process (GO): protein geranylgeranylation
Cellular component (GO): CAAX-protein geranylgeranyltransferase complex
Molecular function (GO): CAAX-protein geranylgeranyltransferase activity
Source: RefSeq, a predicted model, not a curated record